Pungitius pungitius (ninespine stickleback) is the source of this 1897-nucleotide messenger RNA. It is a transcript of the gene fuom, whose product is annotated as fucose mutarotase. Gene Ontology annotation, biological process: fucose metabolic process. The record is from RefSeq and is a predicted model, not a curated record. Lineage: Eukaryota; Metazoa; Chordata; Actinopteri; Perciformes; Gasterosteidae. The transcript has 7 exons. Gene Ontology annotation, molecular function: fucose binding; racemase and epimerase activity, acting on carbohydrates and derivatives. Bases 144 to 608 code for a protein of 154 amino acids.
AUCGGGAGCUAGUUAUUACCCAACACCCGGAAGAGCUAAAACCCUACGCGUGCUCGCGUGUCUUACCCCGAAACGAACCCGGAUGUGAGGCGCAGCGGCGUCUUCUUGGACUCUCCUCUCCUCUCCGCCCUGUCGUGGACAGCAUGGUCGUGCUGAAGGGAAUCCCCUCGGUCUUAUCUCCCGAGCUGCUGUACGCGCUCGCUAAAAUGGGCCACGGGGAUGAGCUGGUUCUUGCUGAUGCAAAUUUCCCAUCAUCUUCCAUUUGUGCCUGCGGUCCAAAAGAGAUAAGAGCUGAUGGUUUAGGAAUCCCACGGCUUUUGGAGGCCAUUCUGAAGCUGCUGCCCCUGGACACCUACGUCCCUUCUCCGGCUGCAGUCAUGGAUCUGGUAGAGAGUGACAAACACAGAUGUUUAGCUGUCCCUGUGUGGGACACCUACACACAGCUCUUGGGUCAGGCGGGGUGUCAGUCUCCCCUUGAGAAGGUGGAGCGGUUUGCUUUCUAUGAGCGGGCCAAGAAAGCCUACGUUGUCGUGGCAACAGGGGAAACAGCACUGUAUGGAAAUGUGAUACUGAAGAAAGGGGUCCUCACUGCUGAGCUGCUACAGUGACACACAGAAGCUAUUAAAGGAUCUUCCCAGGAUGAGUGGUUGAAAGAUCACUGGUGGUAGAGAUGGUCCAGAUCCUCCUCUGGUUGGCUGUACCUCCUCUGGGAUGGGAAAUUAACAGGAGCGACAGCUUCAGUAUCCUCUUGGUGACCGGUGACUUUGGAUAGGUCUUCGUGGUACAGGGAAUCCAUAUCCUCCUCUGGAUGAAGGUGAACUCUGACCUCACUUCCCCCCUCGACCUCCUGCCUCACCAGCUCCAUCUGCCCUGGUAAACCCUGGUUGUCACGGUGACGCAGCCCGUACUCAUUCUUCUCUGGUUCAGGCUGAGCAACGCGGACCUCUUCACCAGCAUUGUGUCCAGCAAUUAGUGGAGCUAGAUACACGUCCAGCUCCUUCCUCGCUUGGCGGUAGACUUCAUCCCAGUCCUUGAUGUCAUCUUUAGCCUUCUCGAGUUCCUGAUGGUUCUUCAAGUGGGUAACUUCCUGCCAGGGUUCUGCCUGGAUGUCAGCAGCAGAGAGGGCCUCCAGGUUUUCUUUAUGACGAUUGAGGAGAUCAGCCAUUAAAGGAUGGUACAGCUUAUCCAAGUCUUCGUCAUCCUUCAAGGGUUUUGUGUCCUUCCAGAUCAUCAUGUGAGGGUCGAUCUCAUAGUGAGUCUCAUCCAUGUCCUCAGGAGGCUCUACUUCCAUGCGUCCUUCCUUUAAGGACCUGAAAUAAUAAAAGACAAUCUAAGCCUGCAUUUCCUCUGUCUUAGAGACAAUUACUCUCUGGUUUAGUUACAGGAAAUUACAACUUACAUAACCGUAUGCUGGAAUUCUCCAUCUGUGAGUUCAUUCUGAGAAAAGAGAACACACAUUGCAUGAAUCAUGUCCAACAUCCAGACAUGCUUGUCAUUUUAAAUUCAUUAGGAAAAUGAUUUGUAGCUGUAGACUCCCCAGUGGAAUACAUACUAUACACAUACCCAGGGUUUGUAUGGCUUUGCGCUGAUGCCAAGUAUCAGACAAACACAGACUGUCAAAGAAAACCUACAAGUGAAGAGAAUCUGGAUUAACGUCUAGAUUUCAACACAGUGACAGAUAUUAUACAACAGAUCUUUAAAAAGUCAAAGAAAAAAAACAUGCACUCUAUACAUGUUUACACAGGUUAGGAACCCUUGUUGGAGAUCCAUAGCAUUCUUACCUGAACAUGUUGACUGCUUUCAGCUCAACUCUUUGGCUCUGAAUGAGUAGUUACCCGUCCACUUUCUGAGAAAAUGAAGGACCAAAGUUCCCUCAAUAAACCAAGGAUAAUUUGUU